CCAAAAUCCUCCCCCUUCAUGUUUUAUGUUUUUUUUUUAUUGAAACUUGAUUUCAUGAAUUUGCGCAGUAUAAUCAAAAUAAAUCUAUAAUUUUUCAAAUAUCCGUUCUUCCAGGAGAGAGAUCAAUUCGAACUCAGUUUGCUAAGGGAUGUCCAUUCAACAACAAUGUUCGGAAUUAAAUAGAACAAAAGAAAAAAUCAUUCCAUAAAAAAGUGAACAACUUUUUUUUUUUAAUCAAUAUAAAAAAUGUCUUAACAAAAAAGUACAAAUAUAAUAUAUUAAUUUUUUUUACCAACAUCUGUGUGCUAUAAAUUACUUAAUUCUGACGAAAUCCAAACUCGAAAUAGUGGGGAUUUACACAAAAUAUACAAAAAAAAGUAAUUUCCUCAGCGAAAACUUUCCUGUUCCAUAACUUUUUCCAUCGUCGUUUUGGUUUAACAGGAACGGAAAAAAAGAAUCCAAAAAAAGAUGGCGUUAGCCAGUGGAUCCUUGUUAAAAGCUCAAACACCAUUGCAGCAAUUAUUGGAGGAUAUUAAUUUUCAAAGAACAAAAGAAAUGCGACAAUUGUUAAAAGAUGAAUGUGGCUUUGUGGUACUCCAAGGAACAACCUAUUGGACAGAUCUUUUUGUGAGACAUUUCCUGUUUCAAUCCGAACCAGUUCAUAGUAUUGACUCUGAUGACUUGUUAUUCUUUGUUAGAAAAAAACAUGUCAAGAGUUCUUCCAGGCAUAUGCCGAAAUAUGAGACUGAAGUCGAUGUGUUUCGAAAGGAUUCACGUAAACUACCCAUUGGUGACCCAGAUGUUGAUUGGGAGGAGACAGUUUACUUAAAUAUGGUCAUACACCAAUUUGACUACACACUAACGCUGGCAAUUUGCACAAGAACAUCCCCAAAAGAAUUACAAGUUCUAAGGAGACAUUCACAGCGUGUAUAUGCCUCGCCAAGUCGUAGAAAAAUGGACACAAAAGGUGAAGGCGAAGAGAUGACUUAUCCGCACAUUUGUUUCAUGGUCGACAAUUUCGAUGAGGUUUUUAGCGACAUUUUGGUUCGUGAUGGGGAAAUGGUUUGCGUCGAGUUGGUUGCCAAUGACAAAGAUGGUUCUGUACAAGGUGUUAUAUUUUUGGGUUCUAUUCGUUAUGAUGCCUUAAAAAAGGUCUACGAUGCAAGGCAAUCAAGUUUAAGCUCUAAAGUUGCUCAAAGAAUGUCAUUCGGGCUGUUUAGUAGUGGUGCUGGAGUCCAGACACGUUGCGAAUUCGUUCGUAUGAAAGGUCCACAGGGAAAAGGACACGCUGAAAUGGCAGUUACAAAACCAAAGGGAUCUGGUGUUGAAACACCCACUAGUGAACCAGGAUUCUGUGCCACCGACAUGUGGGAAGAUUGGGAUGAAGAUCCCGACGACUAUUAUAACUAUCGUCAUCAGCGGCGACUCAGUGAUCCGAGUGCAAAUCUAAAUAAUUUCUCACGCUAUGGAUGGCGUGCAAAGAAUACCACCGACACAACUGCCGGCUCGAAGGCACGUUCUGAAAAUGAAGGUCUAGAUUCAUUGGCCAGUGAAGUGUCUGAAAUUGAAGCUGGCGAUUUAAGAGAUGAUCUUCGUCCUGCUUUCUCGGCAUCGGAGGCAAAAUUGAACGCAAUCGACAGCACUGCUAACGCUACCGCUCCAACUACAGCUCAAAGUAUCGCAGACAGCUUGACUUCACCAACAACAGGUGGUUGUGGUAAUUGCUUUGGACGGGGCUCACCUUGCAAGCGAUGGUCUGACACAGAUUCUGCACAAAUGUCUGAUGUGUAUUGUCGAGCUUGUGAAGAUGAAGCAGCGACAAAUUCUACUCCAGCCUGUCUCAAUAAUAUGCCCAAUAAAAAGUCCAAACCCAAGCACAAGACUAUUUUGAGUGUAGAAAGUGAAUUGGUUGUUGCAUCGUCUUCUUCUUCUUCAUCGUCGGAAGAUAAGUCACGAUCAAAGAAGGAUAAUAAAAAGAGUGCCAGUCCGAAGAAGGACAAAUCUGGAAAGUGUGCCAAGGAGAGCCGAGCAGAGAAAGCCAAAUCGUGUGAUGCAUCACUGAACGGUUCCAAUAACAAUUUGAAACCGCAACAGGAAUAUGAAAUAGCCGACGAUGCUACAUCCCUAAAUGGCGAUAUAGGAAGCGAAACAGUAGCAUCGUCGGGUAAAAUUGCAAUUCUUAGCGAAACGGAAAGUAAACUAAUGAUAAGCGUUCGAGGAAAAGAAGAACUUCCCGUGGAACAAGCGCAAAAAUCCUAUUCAUUUAAAAAAUGCGUACCUGGACACUCUGACAGCCAUCCACUACAACAGUCGAACGAAGAUAACGACGAUGUUUUUACGUCCCCACCAACCGAACCCCUGAAAAAUUCUCCAGAAACAAAAGUUGAUGACAUCGAUGUCGAUGGAGAUAAUGCCACAGAAAGUACACCAAUGUUGAACAAUAAUAGCCAUAACGAUUGCAAUGGCAACAACGAAGGAGUAACGAUUAAUAAAAAUUCCGCAGAGUCGACAAGAAAAUCUCUAUCCGAGACAGCAGCCAAUGCAGGAUUGGCUGACAAAGAUACAAAAACCUCAACGUUACCCCGUACGGGAGGGGCAUCAAAAAAAUCCUCCGUACAUCAAAAUUUCUAUAAUAAGGCUCUAAGGAUGGUGCCAAAACGAAGGACACCCGAUGGAACUGAUAUAUAUUACUGGUGUGAUUUGCCAAAAAAGGCGUUGAAAGAACUUGAUGAUGGUGCUUAUAAUCCACUUUGGGCAACAAGAGGAUUUACACAAACAUUUCAUUUUUGGAAGGAAAACCGAAGGCAACAAUCGACACCGUUGAAUGCGUUUUUAACUUAUGUAACACUGCCAUGGUGGAGUAUUGCUAAAGAUCUGCUUGAUCACCGAGAGACGCCAAUACUGACAUUUUAGUAUUACAGAACAUCAUCGAUAUUUCUUUAUCGUUUAAGUUUAAAUACGUUUUUUUUUUGUAUUAAUAUAUUGCGACAUAUUUAUUUUUUUUUAUUAUUUUUAAAACAUUUUAUUUGUAAAAGGCAUCUUGUGUUACUAUUUGAUAGUAUUUACAGUUUAAAUUGUGAUCUUAUUUGGUAUUUUUUAAUUUAAUUAAACUAAAAUACAUUUAUUUUA
Episyrphus balteatus (marmalade hoverfly) is the source of this 3129-nucleotide messenger RNA. RefSeq lists its product as uncharacterized. The transcript has 9 exons. The record is from RefSeq and is a predicted model, not a curated record. The coding region runs from base 469 to 2913 and encodes 814 amino acids. NCBI's taxonomy places the organism in Eukaryota, Metazoa, Arthropoda, Insecta, Diptera, Syrphidae.